GAAAGGUGAUGAAAUUAUUUACUAACUUAUGAUUUGGGGUAGCCACAUUGACUUUUCUUUCUCUCUUGAAUUUAAUGUGAUGUGUGUGGCUAAGGCGCAAUUGUAGUAACAAUAUUGCCCUUUUCUCUUUUCCAUCCUAUCAUAUGUUAGCAGCCCUUUUUCUAUUUAACACUUUCAGACAGGUUUCUGUCAGCCACCCACCCUACCCAAUGCAGAGGAAAAUGGGAAGGCAUCCAUGUUCUGAUAAAGAGGGGAUCAAGAAAGGCCCCUGGACUCCUGAAGAAGACAUCAUUUUGGUGUCAUAUAUUCAAGAACAUGGCCCUGGAAAUUGGAGGGCAGUACCUACAAAUACCGGUUUGUUGAGAUGCAGUAAGAGUUGCAGGCUGAGAUGGACUAAUUACCUCAGACCAGGAAUCAAGAGGGGCAAUUUCACCCCACAUGAAGAAGGGAUGAUCAUCCAUCUCCAAGCACUGUUAGGCAACAAAUGGGCUGCUAUAGCAACAUACCUCCCACAAAGAACAGACAACGACAUCAAGAACUACUGGAACACUCAUCUGAAGAAGAAGCUCAAGAAAUUCCAGUCACCUUUGGAUAAUCCCCAAAUGCCAGUGUCUGAUCACAUCUCAACAGUACCUUAUAAUAAUCACCAGUUCAUGUCUAAAACUUACACUACUCAUCAUCAUGAACAGAAUAGUACUAAUGAUGAGAUCAACAUCAAGAACCAGUAGCAAAACCCUUCUUCAUCGUCGUCAUCAUAUGCGUCCAGUGCAGAAAACAUAUCAAGACUCCUGGAGACAUGGAUGAAAUCAUCCAACCGUGAAAACGGGGAAUUCCCAACUGAGUUCAGUGAAAAUGGGAUUAGUAGAUUCAGCACUGAUCAAGAACUUAAGGGGGGUUUUGAGCAUGGUGAGAGGAUGAAAAUGGACAGCAUUCCUCCAUUGUUGUUUCUUGAGAAAUGGCUGAUGGAUGAAAGUGGAGGCCAAGUUGAAGGAGACAGCUGCAUGAACGUUGUUUUUCCAAGUUUGAGUUGAAUCAGUUCUAAAUAUGUUGGAAUAGUUAUGAUCUUUGAGAAUGUAUUUUGUUUUCUUCUAGGGUUUCAUCAAC
Sesamum indicum (sesame) is the source of this 1104-nucleotide messenger RNA. RefSeq names its product transcription factor MYB60. The record is from RefSeq and is a predicted model, not a curated record. Gene Ontology annotation, biological process: response to auxin. Lineage: Eukaryota; Viridiplantae; Streptophyta; Magnoliopsida; Lamiales; Pedaliaceae.